This is a messenger RNA of Dermacentor andersoni, 1058 nucleotides long. RefSeq lists its product as uncharacterized. NCBI's taxonomy places the organism in Eukaryota, Metazoa, Arthropoda, Arachnida, Ixodida, Ixodidae. The record is from RefSeq and is a predicted model, not a curated record.
GACACCUGAGCAAUAUCUAUUUAAAUCCACCCGCUCGCGUGGUCCCGCGCUGUGGGAUUAAUAUAAUACCAGCAGUACCAGUGCAUUGAAGAACGGCGGUAACGCGCACAGACAAUGGAAUCAACGAUGCGCGACUCAUCGGAGCCAAAGGGCAGGAAUGCAGCUGCCCGCGCCGAUUCUGUGCGAUCGCUGUCGUGUUACAGCGUCGACGAGAACGUCCUCGAGGUGCUGUGGGACGAGAAGGUCGACAUGGAAGAGCUUCUCGAGUUUUCCUUCGACCACAUCGACAAGCUCGCAGAACGUAGGGGAAAGACAAUCGCAAGCCCUGAGAAGUUUCAUCUCUGGGAGUAUGUGCAGCAGAUGAAGCGCGAACAGCCCUACUGGGUGACCAAGGAGGCUGUGCCCUGGGACGAAGUAGAAGCCAAGUAUUCACUCCGCAGUCGGUCUCUGUCGUCCGGCUCCUUGCACUGUCACCUGGCGCUCUCGGGGGUUGGCCUUGCCACGCCCCCACCGUUGCUGUACUCGCUGAGGAAACCACUACCAGCAACUUCUCGUGGGACAGCCACCAAUGAGAACUCGUCGCAGCCCCCGGACCAGCACAAAUGCGAGCCGAACGAACGCUUCACACUUUCCGAGCAGUGGGACUCUGGUUCACCGCACCGGGGUCAUGUUGUUUCGGCAACACGUUUCAAGAAAAAGCCAGGCUGGCAGCGACUCCUGGGGAAGGUUUUUCAUCAGAAGCGCAAAGAUCUUUCGAAAGACGACAGCAGUGGCGAGUUCGCCUCCUUCCUCGCGGGUGUCGCCAACUCGUCCAGCCCUUGUUCGGUGAGUCAUGAAGAGGGAUCACAGGCUUCACUCAAGGGGCCUGAGAAGAAACGCCCCACAGGAUUCCUCCGACGGUCUCUGCGCAGGGUAACCACGGCUACGCGGAAACGCGAUUCGCAUGACGUUGUCAAGACCGAUGUUUAGGGCAUGCUGUAAAUGUUUUGUUCCAGUUAAUUUUAGUUUUGACGAAUUUAUCGCUUGCUCUGCGCGAAUAAAUGCUUGAUUCCCCGCUA